GCUAAAAUCACACACCACUGCCACAUCACACAUAAUCUAUGGCACACUCCUCGCCGGAAAACUCAUCGGCCAACCGCAAGAGGGCCGUCGACGGCCUGAUUCUUGGCCGGAACUUGACGUGCCAACUAAGAGAGGUGCUGAGAAACAGCUCCGGCGAACAUGGACCGCCGUCUAAGGUGGUUGCGGAGGAUUUGGUGGUGAAGAUUCUGGAAUCUUUUAAUGAGGGUAUUUCCGUAAUUGGAUCCAUGGAUUCCGACGAGGUUUCUCAGCCGCCUUGCGACGGCCGGAAAUCGGAGGACUCUAGUGGUAGUUGCAAAACUACUUCUGCACUCAAAGAUGGUAGAGGAUGCUACAAGAGAAGAAAAACAUGUGAGACACUGAUUAAAGAUUCUCAAACUUUAGUAGAUGAUGGAUAUGCUUGGAGAAAAUAUGGACAAAAAGUUAUCCUCAAUACCCCAUAUCCAAGGAAUUACUACAGGUGCACUCACAAAUUCGAUCAGAAAUGCCAAGCAACCAAACAGGUGCAAAUGAUUCGCGAAAAUCCUGCUCUGUACCGCACAACAUAUAAUGGCAAUCACACAUGCUUGAACUUCCAAAAAUACCCUCAAAUUAUCGUGGACUCCACAGCACCUGGGGACUCUUCUUUUCUACUUUGCUUUGGGCAAAAUGGUCAAAGCAACAAGGAAGUUCAGAAUCCAACUUUAAUAAAGCAAGAACUCAAUAAGCAAGAGUUUGCUGAGAAUUUGUACCACAGCCACAUUCAAUCAUCAAGCUCCGGUUGUUGUUUGGCGUCGUCCGAUGACCGUCCGAUGUCGUCGGCCCGGUGGGGGCCGGCGGUAUCGUCGGGGUCGGAGUAUGGGGACGUGAAUUCUUCUGGAUGCACUCAUGAUGACUUGGGUAUGCAAAUGAUGGGUAAUGUCGAUGUUGAUGAUUUCACAUUAGGGUUCUUGGCGGAUUUCUGAUUGAAUUAUGCUAGCUUAGCUAGCUUGUUCCUCCUGUUAUCGAUUUUGCCCUAAUGUAAAUUCCUUGUUAGUACUCUGUUCAACGAGCUCUCUCAAAACGAAAUCACUAUUUAAUCGUAUAUUGAGAGCUCAUUGUAUGUUUUCACUAUAUAUAUAAAGUUCAAAUAUGCAUGAGACUCUUUUUUUUAAAGAAGUCAAUUGAACUUA
This is a messenger RNA of Ipomoea triloba (trilobed morning glory), 1169 nucleotides long. Its product is annotated as WRKY DNA-binding transcription factor 70. Lineage: Eukaryota; Viridiplantae; Streptophyta; Magnoliopsida; Solanales; Convolvulaceae. The record is from RefSeq and is a predicted model, not a curated record. Gene Ontology annotation, biological process: regulation of DNA-templated transcription. Gene Ontology annotation, molecular function: sequence-specific DNA binding; DNA-binding transcription factor activity. The transcript is spliced from 3 exons. Bases 39 to 962 code for a protein of 307 amino acids.